CUAGAUGGCAGUAUUUACUUCUACCUCGGCAAUGAAUUAGGUAUCUUAACUCGGAAGCAAUUUGCCAGCACACUUGAGUCGAAUCCCAGCAUGCUCUCUGAAAAACACAAGUAACCGCCUCCUGGACAAAGGUCUUCAAAGACGGUCUUCACAGCACUCCUGAGGUAAAUUUUUCCUCCAUUCUUGUUCCUUUUCUUUACAAAUAAUAGACUCUUUCAUUUGAGAAUGGAUUCUGGCAGAUGAGAAUUGUCUGCACUCUGGCAGUUGGUGUGUGUGCUGUUAGCAUAAGUAGCUUUGAAUUAUCUCUGCCUUUAGAAAAAGGUUUUGCCAUGUGGAAAAUAAGUAAAGUAACCCAGUCAGAUGGGUGGCAUAUAAAUAAUAAGAGGAUUAUUGUUAUUGUGAAAUAAAGGACUCAAAGCAAAUGUCUAGCCAUAUGCUUAACCAAGGAAGUCCUAAUCCCGCUCCAUUCUGCCUUGGUCAGACCACACCUGGAGUACAGUGUCCAGUUCUGGGCAGCACAAUUUAAGAAGGAUGUUGACAAGCUGGAAUAUGUGCAAAGGAGGGAAGCCAUAUAUCUAAAGGACUGUCACAUGGAGGAUGAGACGAGCUUGUUUUCUCCUGCUCUGGAGGGUAGGACCCAAACCAAUGGAUUCAAGUUACCAGGAAGGAGAUUCCAACUCAACACCAGGAAUAACUUUCUGACAGCAAGAGCUGUUUCACAGUGAACAAGUCUCCCUUAGGAGGCUCUCCUUGCUUGGAGUCUCUGCUAUCCCUCAUACCGAGGAAACCAGACCUUCUGGAGCUUGUGGUGGCAUGCAACAAAUAAAUUAAAAGCAGUUGAUCAGCUCCUAGUUACGCAAAAACAAAACCCUGCAAAUAUAUUGAAAUAUGUGUGUAAUUGGCUCUACAACCAGCAUGAAAGAUAAUGUGCAUUUCUUGCAGCUGUUCCUCCUGUAGUUGGCGCUGGUGAAUCAGAUACCACAAUCUCUUUGAAUCACCUACAGGGGGCACGAUGGGCCGGCUGGAUGGGAAGGUAAUACUGAUGUCUGCUGCGGCACAAGGAAUUGGUCGAGCCACGGCUAUUGUAAGUCCGGGAACUCUUACUGGGUUUGCUUUGGGUUGGGUUUUGUACAAAUGCAUCUGCAAGCAGCCGUCACGAAAGUACUUGUGCUUGAAUGUAUUUAGAUAGUGGUGAGGACUUGAGCAGGAGAGUACCUAGGGCAGGGGUCAGCAAGGUUUACCUUGCCUGGGCCGGUUCACUGCCGCGGAGCCCCCUCCGUGGGCUGGAGUGAGAGUGCGUGCCCGCCAUUUUCUGCGUCUGUGCAGAUGCAAUUUCCGGCAUCCGUGUCUGUGCAGACAUGAUUUCCGGUGCCACAGAAGUGAGUCCCUAUGCCGCGCUGUGCCAGUUUAGCACAGCGCAUGGGGACUCGCUGAGUGGGCGGCUUGUGGGCCAUUUAAACGACCCCCGUGGGCUGCUUGUGGCCCAUGAGCCUUAGGUUGCCUACCCCUGACCUAGGGGUUGGCGCAGGCCAUGGGGGUGCAAAAAUCAUGCCUUUCCACUCUAGUUUGGAGUGGCUAGAAGGCCAUCUAUCUGUGUGUGUCAGGAGUUUAGCCUACACUCGAGUAGGACCCUGAACUGGACACAUGCCCGACUGGCAUGUUCCCUCCCUCCUGGUCGAUUGUUUGGGAGCUUCAUAAGCUUUCUUCAGCCCAAACAUCACAGCAACCGAUGCCAACCAACACCGGCACACUUAGGGAUCUGCAGAGUAUGCACAUCAUGCACGUGACAGACCUCAGCAAUUCAGCGUUUUGGCUAAUCUACUUUAUUUACAUAUAAACACACACGGCAUGGCUCCCUCUCUCUCUAGCAUCAGACAGCAAAGAGAAAAAGAACAAAGAACAAUAGUCCCACUUCACGGAACACAGUAACACAAACAUCCUGUCUCCAUCACUUCCCACUCUGUGGAGUCAAAAUAUACCACGUCAUGUGAAAGACAAAAAUCCCAUGACUGCAAUCGUGGAGCAGGAAUUCUAACAGUGUGCUCUCUUGACUGCCCCUCCGCUGCUCUGGGCAAGGCAUCCAGGCUCCUCUGGGUUCCUCGUUGGAGGCAUCCAGUCGCUGGCGUGGGCCAUCGCAGCAACUCUGCAGCAACCUCCCCAUCGCAGCAACUUUCCCAGUCUCUAUUAGAAGUGUGAGCGGUCCCACUUGGAAAGGGUGCAAGGGGUAUGGUGCCAAAUGCCAGUACAGCUUGCCAAGGGCACAAGGGAGCCUAGGUAAGCCUCCGCUCUGAGGGAGGGAAGAAAUCACAAAGGGGAAAUCUUCAAGCGAUCAGAGCUAGAGAGUGUAAACCAGGGAUGGGGAACCAGUGGCGCUACAGACACCAUUGGACUCCUGCUCUCAUCAGCCCAAACCAACCUGUCCAAUCAUAGAAUCACAGAAUUGUAGAGUUGUAAGAGACCCUGGGGGUCGUCUAGUUCAACCCCUUGCAAUGCAGGGAUGUCAGCUAAAGCAUCCAUGACAGAUGGUCUGUGAAAAUGCCUUCGUAUUUAGGAACAGAAUAUUCCAAAUACAAAAAUAUUUUAUUUAUUUCACAUAAUUUAUAUGCCACUUGAUUGUGACAACAACAAUAGAGGUUUGAUUGGACUAUAAAUGCAGUGAGAGGACGUGUCAUUUGAAUCCAAUUCUUUGAGAAAUCAGUCUUACCUAACUCUGUGUUUGAUGUUUUGAUGGCAGCUCCUCACAACAAUCAGAACAUUAUCAAACCAGCUAACUAUCCAUGGCAGCUAGGAGGCAGAGCCCAUGUUUUAAUCUGUUCAGAUAUUAACUACAUUUGGUUUGGUUUUGAAAGGCUUUUGCAAAGGAAGGAGCCAAGGUCAUUGCUACAGAUAUCAAUGAAUCCAAACUCAGAGAACUGGAAGCCUAUCCAGGUAUUUCUUUAGUUAUUUUGAGCCUGAGUCUGCUUCAGAUUUUGGAUGGAUUUGGGGAGUGGAGUAGAGUAGAGUAGAGCAGAACAGAAAUAUACCUUCUGAAAAGCAAUUGGGGUGGGGUGUCCAAUGCAUUUCACGUUUAAAGGUGAACUUACCUAAUUUGCAGAAUUUGAAACAAGAUGUCCAUUGAAAUCCGUGCUUCUCUGAAUUUUGCAGUGUAGUUCUCCAGCCAAGUAAUGUGUACAUAAAUACAUAUACUAGUGUAAAUGUGCACAUAUAAAUAUAUAUAAUAGUGAAAAUAACAUGCAAAAAUGCAUUUUAUUAGAAAAGGGAAGAGUGGAGCUCAAGGAGUUUUGAAUUAUUAUUUUUUUAAAAAAAUGCUUUGUGCAUCUGUAUCUAAUCUUGCCCCCUUCUAAAAUUGAUUUAUUGGUGUGUGUUUUUCUUUUUUGUAAGAAAAUAAUAAAAAUAAAAUCGGGAUUAAGGGGUGUUUUCAGGGCUGUGGAGGGUGUGUGUGCUGUGUCCCCUUGGUACAGUGGUGGAGGAAAUGCUCUGUGGUGGAGGGGGGACGACAAAAUUGUGGGGGUCAAGGAGGGCCGGAGGGGUGAGAAAUGUCCCUAUUUUCAUCUGAGGAAUACUGGAGGGUAUAAGUCAAUAUCUUUGUACUCUGUAAGGUUUGCUUCCAAGUAAAACAUGUGUUGUAGGUACCUUAUAAAAUUAGCCUUGAACACUGCUGGGCUUGCCAGCAAAUUCCCAAUCAAAUUCCCUUGCCUCUAAAAAUGAAAAAUAAAAGUCCUGACCUGCAUUGUUAACUGAACCCUUUCAGAGCAUUGCCUGGCUUCAGAUAAAUCCAAGUUUUGUAGCAAAGAAAUAAAGCUUAAUAGCACUUUCUGUCAUCUGUAUUACUCAGCAAUAAUGGUUUGAUUAUAGUUAUUAAGCUGCUGACACCUGGGUAGUGUUAAUUUUCUUUUGUUAAACUCUGAUGCGGAAAAACAACAACACUUUUUCUACUGAAGGAAAUUAUUCAUCAAGAUUCAGGUGGAGCUGUGUGCAUUAGGCCUAUAUUUACAGUGAUUUAAUAUACUUUGAGGACAGCUCACUGAUGGGGAUGAAAGCCACCCACAUAGAGCUGGGAGAAUUUCUGCGAAACAUGAUCACGCUGCCCCUGGAAGUCCUGUUGACUUUAAUGGAAAUAUAUUGACAUUCUAGCUCCUUUCGCAACUUCUCUUCUCAUGAAGUUGUCUUGGAAGAAGGGCAUGAAUAUGCCCACUGACCGCACUUCAUGCACAGAGCCAAGGGCCUGAAAAAGGGUGCUCCUCUCUGCAUACAAUCCUACACAAGUGAGUGCUUCAUGUGAUGGAGAACCCUGUACAACUGAGCUUCUAGCUCUGCAGAACACUUUGUUGUCGUUUAGUCGUGUCUGACUUUUCGUGACCCCAUGGACCAGAGCACGCCAGGCACUCCUGUCUUCCACUGUCUCCCGCAGUUUGGUCAGACUCAUGUUUGUAGCUUCGAGAACACUGUCCAACCAUCUCGUCCUCUGUCAUCCCCUUCUUGUGCCCUCCAUCUUUCCCAACAUCAGGGUUUUUUCCAGGGAGUCUUCUCUUCUCAUGAGGUGGCCAAAGUAUUGGAGCCUCAGCUUCACGAUCUGUCCUUCGAGUGAGCACUCAGGGCUGAUUUCCUUAAGAAUGGAGAGGUUUGAUCUUCUUGCAGCCCAUGGGACUCUCAAGAGUCUCCUCCAGCACCAUAAUUCAAAAGCAUCCAUUCUUCGGCGAUCAGCCUUCUUUAUGGUCCAGCUCUCACUUCCAUACAUCACUACUGGGAAAACCAUGGCUUUAACUAUAAGGUUCCUGGAGCAGGAACCGGCAAGCCAUUCCAGUAUCCCUGCCAAGAAAACUCCAUGGACAAAGGCAACAGGCAGAACACUUACAUGAAUUAAUUUGUAUGUGCAGAGUCGCUGACUGCACAGAUGUGUACAUGCAAGGUAAUCAUCCUUUAUCAUGAAAUCAAAACAAUAUUGCCUAUUCUGAUAUGCUGAUUUCCUCAACAGGCAUCCAGGUUCGUGUGCUGGAUGUCACCAACAAAGAACAAAUUGAAAAACUGGCCAAGGAAGUGAUGAGAAUUGACGUUCUAUGUAAUAUUGCAGGGUAAGCUGCCGUCGUGGGUUAAUUGCCUUUCCUUUUCAAUGUGCUUUUUAAAACAGAAGCACUGGGCUUUCAAACACCCCCACACUGUGCUUUGAAGUCCCAACAAUUGGAGCUUCAAAGCUCAGCACUGCCUGAUGUUACUAUGACCCUCGUGGUCCCUUCCAACUCAACGAUUCUAUGAAAAGUGGGCAAAGCGGCCCACCUUGACCCUGCAAGGGUGAGGAGAUGAGAGUUCAGCCCACUGACCAGGAAAAGAUAUAUCCACCCAGGUAUAUGGCUUUAGAAGCUUUGACAACAUAAGCAGCAUAAAAAUAACUAAAAUAAAAUAAAAGCCUGGACAACUUCAGCCGCUAAAGGUAUAUUUGAAAAGCCCUGAAAGCACAGGAAAACAACCUGUUGUUCCUUGUGUCUUUUAUGCCAGAUUUGUCAGUACGGGGACCAUUUUGGAAUGUGAGGAAAAAGACUGGGAUUUCACUAUGAACGUCAACGUUCGCAGUAUGUAUCUGAUGAUCAAAACAUUCCUGCCUAAGGUAAGGCCAGCAUGCUGUUCUCUUAUCCUUUAGAGGUGUAGCUCACUGUGUGCUCAGUAAAGGGCUGGUAAAAGUGGUGUAGGAGGAGGAUGAGCCAGGCUGAGAUAAUAUUUGCAACUUACAAUUCUCAGAGUGGUUUCACAAUCCAUCUCUCUUCCCAGGGAACUCUGGGAAUUGUAGCACUUGGGAGGGGGAUAUGAGUCUCCUAACAACUCUCAGAGCCUUUAGCAAACAAUACUUCCCAAGAUUUAUUGGGGAAAGCCAUGACUGUUUAACCUGGUAUGGUUCUGCUUUAAAUAUAUAGUGCAGAUGGGGCCUUAGUCUAACCUCCUCCUAAUAAUUUAAUACUUUUUUUUAGUUAUUUACUGUACCAUAAAAGGUAAAGGUAAAGGGACCCCUGACCACUAGGUCCAGUCAUGACCGACUCUGGGGUUGUGGCACUCAUCUCGCUUUAUUGGCCGAGGGAGCCGGCGUACAGCUUCCAGGUCAUGUGGCCAGCAUGACUAAGCUGCUUCUGGCGAUCCAGAGCCGCACACAGAAACGCCGUUUACCUUCCCGCCAGAGCGGUACCUAUUUAUCUACUUGCACUUUGAUGUGCUUUCAAACUGCUAGUUACCCACUAACAAUUUUUCUGAAGCAUUUCUUCUGGGGGCCCUCCACACUAGUGUUUUAUCGCAGGUGUGUUCUGCAACAUGGUUUUGACCAUUGUUCAUUACUGGUGGAUUAAUUCUGCUUUGGUGUGUGUUGUGAUCCUCCCCCAAUGCUAUCACAUUAUUGUUGUCCAGAGAGACUAUAGUGCAACCAAGGUGGGAAAUUCUUCCCCCCCCCGCCCCCCACCAAUCCCUCAGGACAUUUGUGACAUAAAAAGUGAGAGAAUUUCAGCAGGAAGUUGCAGGAUAUGCACUGAUGGGAAAUGAAGCAAUGUGACCGUCCCAAAACUUUUGCGGGUGCAAAGAGCAUUAAACAGAAUCACAUAGGACCAUCGUGAGCAAUGUAUGUGCAAAUGAAAGGAUGUUGGGGGGAGGGCCUUAAAGAAUUAUCCUGUCAUGGGACAGCUUAUCAUGCCAUCAGUUUUAAUGAAAUAAGGUGAGAGCAGAGAACCUCACUACGUAUUCCAUCGCUGGCCACGAGACUCGUGGCAUGAGACCAAGAGCAUAUAGAUCUUUCAUUUGCCCAUCAAAUAUGUGUUAAUCCUUCUAUGAUCUUUGUGUGUGAAGUUUUAAAGCAUCUGACAAAAGCUUUCUUUUUCAGUUCAAUUGCACCUUUUAAAAAAAGAAAAGAUAAACUACUUUUGUGAACCCAAAGUUCAAUUUAAUUGUUUAAAAUGACACAGUAUUACAUGAAUGUCUUGCUUACGGGCUUCCCAUAGGCUUCUUGUUGGCCACUGUGAGAACGGGAUGCUGACCUUGCCUGGCCUUUCUUUCCCCUGAUCCAGCAAAGCUUUUCUCAUAGUCAUCUGCUUGGUGUUCUUGUGGCGUCAAAACAUUUUGUGUUUGCAUUUUUCAAAUAGAUGCUGGCGGAAAAAUCUGGUAACAUCAUCAACAUGUCUUCUGUGGUAUCUAGUAUCAAAGGUCAGUAGCUUCGCAGUUUAAGCACAGCAAGGUUCAUGUCAUCCUUACCUUAUUUUACACAUAUUUUAAAAUGGACUGGUGCCUGUGAUAUAGGAUAUUUGGGGGCUAUGUCCUUCUGGUGUUCUGUUGGUCUAAUACCAAUCUAAGGGUCAUUUCACAUGAAUAUCUGUAUUCAUCUUGUCUGGUGGGGACUAUGUAUUCUUAGAUGCAAGUGACGGGUACCCAGUGCAAAAAAAGCCCCACAUUUUAUGAAGGUUUAUUACUGCAGGAACUAUUUGCUGUCUUUUAGCAUGUUAAAGAUUUGUUUCAAAAUGUUCCUAUGUAUUUUGAUUAUUGUGAGUUGCCAUGGGCUUCCUUGGAAUGGGGAAGCAGGUUAUAAAUUUGACAUGACAAAACAAAGUUUUCAGUAUGCAGGACAUGGCAUGCCGUUUCUUAUUUUAUUAUAUUAUUGACCUAUCAUAAACGUAUGUAGAAACUAAAAUGUUAACCACACAAACAAUAACAGAAUCAUACAGAGCAUAUUCAGUAUAUAAAAAAAAACACAAAUUACAGAGAUGUUGUUGCAUAUAGCCAAGUUUUUAAGAUGAGUCUAUAUAGCCCAGCCACAAUGAGGAGUGCCAUUUCUGACCUUUUAUAAAGGAAGCUGUUGUCAGCUUUAGGGCAGCUCCAUGAAUACUUGGUGUGCCACAUCCAUUACAUUUUGAUGGCUAGAGUGGCUUCUUAGAGCCAAGGCUGCACUCUGGGAAACAUCUGCCUCUGCUUAACACUUGUACCAUGGCAAGCAUCACUAGGUGUGUCCAAGAUGGUGUUGAUAAUAAUAUAUAAUAAUAAUUAUUUAUUAUUUAUACCCCACCCAUCUGGCUGGGUUUCCCCAGCCACUCUGGGCAGCUUCCAACAGAAUAUUAAAAUACAAUAGUCUAGUAAACAUUAAAAGCUUCCCUAAACAGGGCUGCCUUCAGAUGUCUUCUAAAAGUCUGGUAGUUGUUUUUCUCUUUGACAUCUGGUGGGAGGGCAUUCCACAGGGCGGGUGCCACUACCGAGAAGGCCCUCUGCCUGGUUCCCUGUAAUUUCUCUUCUCACAGCGAGGGAACCACCAGAAGGCCCUCAGCACUGGACCUCAGUGUCUGGGCAGAACGAUGGGGGUGGAGAUGCUCCUUCAGGUAUACUGGACCAAGGCCGUUUAGGGCUUUAAAGGUCAGCACCAACACUUUGAAUUGUGCUCGGAAACGUACUGGGAGCCAGUGUAGGUCUUUCAAGACCGGUGUUAUGUGGUCUUGGCGGCCGCUCCCAGUCACCAGUCUAGCUGCCGCAUUCUGGGUUAGUUGUAGUUUCCAGGUCACUCCAGCUUCCAUUGUCUCUGCCCAUCAUCCAAGCUGGCUGGGGCUGAUGGGGGUUGUGGUCCAACCACAUGUGGAGGGCCACAGGUAUCUUACAGCCUUGCUUUUAUGGGUUGACCAGAGAGAGGCAAAACUGGGGUGACCUCCCAACAUCUGCGGGUAAUAGAAACCUUGGGUAGAAAUGGAACAGCUGGAGAAAUGGGGUCUAAAUAGUGCAUGGCAAUAUUCUCAGGGGCACAGAAUGCAAACACACACACACACACAAGCUUUCUUCUAUAGAAAUCGAUCUUUGUGCAAUAUGUUUUUAGAAGAGAACAGGGAAUAGAAGUUCAGCUCAUCACAAGACUAUUUAGAGACAGCCAAUGAGAAGGCAGAAUGAAGGCUAUAUAGAAAUGCAAAAUGAGCUUUUGCAUUCUUUGGUAUGAUUUGAUUUCCUGAUUCCCACCCUGAUCUCUUUCUUAGGAGCUGUUAAGAGGUGUGUCUAUGGUACCUCAAAGGCAGCAGUUAUUGGACUUACCAAAUCCAUAGCUUCUGACUUCAUUGGGGAAGGAAUCAGAUGCAACUGUGUUUGUCCUGGUAAGAAACAUCCCACCAUCUUUGUUCUGUUUGCAAGUUCGUGCAAAGGCAUCUAAAGUUUACAUUUCAAGGGUGAAUCCCUCUGGGCUAUUUAUUAAAGUAACUAAUAUUUUCAGACAGAGGAGUUACCAUUUAAAUACAUAAUGCCAUUUAAUUAAUACAUGAGAGCCAGUGUGGUGUAGUGGUUAAGGGCAGUAGUCUCGUAAUCUGGGGAACUGGGUUCGCGUCUCCGCUCCUCCACAUGCAGCUGCUGGGUGACCUUGGGCCAGUCACACUUCUUUGAAGUCUCUCAGCCCCACUCACCUCACAGAGUGUUUGUUGUGGGGGAGGAAAGGAAAGGAGAAUGUUAGCCGCUUUGAGACUUCUUAAAGGGAGUGAAAGGCGGGAUAUCAAAUCCAAACUCUUCUUCUUCUUAAUGUUUGGGUAUUUUCUUAGGCACUAUUGACACUCCUUCUCUGCAGGAGAGAAUCCAGGGCAGCCCUGAUCCAGAACAGGUGGGCAAUACAAUUUCAUUUUUUGCAUUAUGACACACAAUCCGGCAGUGAUAAGUUAUUUAAAGCACCUUUGUUCUCCACAGGCUGCUUCAAAACAUUCAUUUUUCACCAUUUUGUACCCAGGAUUUAUAACAAGUCAAUAGAGUAAAAAGUAGAGUAAACUGUAAAAAGUAAGCAGAUCCUCCUCACCUCUGAAUGUAGGUAACUUAUUCACCGCAAGCCUUUUUUGCAGAAUGUAUUAAUUGGCUUUGUUUAGCCAUCAUAGUAACCUAUGGUUUAUUCAUAAACAGUACCGUAGUUGGUUGUAAUGGGAAUGAGCCUAGCCUACAUGAAGGCUUACAUUCCCCCCUCCUCUUGUUUCCAGGUUGCAUUAACUAUUGUUAAGCACUAAUAAACCAUAAUGAUUUUACUAUGAUUUGUUUGCAACAAGUCAACUUCAAACCAUGGUUUGUGAAGAUGGCUUGUUGCAAGCAAACCAUCGUUAAUAUUAGCCUGUUUUGUCAGAUAACACAACUGGCUGUGGUUAUUCAAAAGCAGAAAAGAAAGCUUUUGUCUGUAAGAGGAUUAUAAGGGAAGUUCGUGAGUCUGUGGCAGAGCUAGGCUUGCCUAAAUGCAACAACUGAGCUCACAACCCUAUCGUUUAGAAGGGGCAGAAUGCUCUGCUGCCUGUUGGCAGCUGUUGAAGUGCAGCCUCCUUUAUAAAUAUUGAUAUCUCUUGACCCCAUGUACAGGUUACCUUGGCAGUUAGAUGUCUCAAUUUGCCUUGGCUUUCCCCUCUAUUUUCUUUGAACAGUAUCUUGGGAACAACAUUCGCGUGGAAGUUUGAUACACUUCCAAACUAUUCUAAACGAUCUGGGUGUGGAUUUGAAGUAUCGCAUGAUGAAAAAUAACGCCAGGGGAAAGUCCUGUGUUUGAGAACCACGUCUAGGCUUAUUGAUGCAGUGAAUGUUUUUAUCUCUAGGCACUGAAAGACUUUAUGGCCAGGCAAAGGAUAGGUAGGUUUGGGACAGCUGAAGAAGUAGCCCACCUGUUUGUAUACCUGGCUUCCGACGAAGUAAGUACAAUGGGUCAGCCACAUAGCAGUACACCAGGUUGUCUGAAAUAGUACUUCUUUAACAGCUAGUGCCAACAGGCUUCUGUUUGCUGACACCUGAGAUAAUGUGUUUCCAGGACCCACCUUAUUCCCUUGACUGUAAUCGGUUUUAGCUGUUUCUAAUUCUGAAAUUUAAAUUAUUGCAACCCACCCUGGGAAUUGCUGCUGAAGGACAAGCAGUAGUAACAACAACAACAACAACAAUAUAGAACUGGGUGGGGGGCAGAACAAGCCACAGGCCCCAUUGCUCACCAGUCCUUGUUUGAGUGCUUUUGACUGGCUGGAAUGGUUCCUUGAAUUCUUAUUUGUCUAGAAGGAGGGUAGAGAGGGGUGUUUGUAUAGCAAACUAAUGGCACCAAGAUAAAGUGUUUGUUUGUUGUUCCAGCCACUCAGAACCUUUAAUUUGAAGCAAGUAAUGUUAGCGAGGUGGGGUUUUGAAUCCCAAACUGUGUCAGCGAGUCGGAGGGGUGGGCAGAGGAGGCUGGUGGGACAUGAUGGUCCAGGCAAAGGGGUCAGCGAUUUGUGGGGUUGUGCCACCCGUGAGGAAGGAGCCAGAGGAAAGAGCCUGGGCAGUCAGGGACCGGAGGAGAGGAGGUUGGGGGAGAGUUGCAGGAAGCCGAAGAGGGGGAAGAGGCAGCCCCAGAGAGAGAUGGACCAUUAGAAGUUCCUCCAUCUCCUCCCUCAAUGACUCCAAGGACAAGGAAGGGUUUGCUGUGACGGAAGCAGCUGGAGCUGCCACAGGAGCUGCCAGUUGCUUACGUGCACCAUGUCAGAUGUGGGUGUAUGUGGUUGUGUUGUUGCAUCCCUGGUGUGUCUCUUCCUUGCACCUUAGGAACAGAUGUAAUCAAAGUGCUUUGCCAGUAAAGAACUAUGCUUUCCAUUGCUUGUCCCCACCCGGGCUGGGUGUGCUCGGGACAAACUGUAGUUGCAAUCCCUACUAUUUAAGACCCUUGCACAAUUGUCUCAAACUCUUCCUCCCUCUGCUGCCUUGCCCCAUCCAGUGAGAGCCAAACUAAGCACAACAGAAUCAAUGCAAUGAGCAAUGCACUGAUGUUAAUGGAAGCUGGUGUCGUGACUGGGCCCAGUGCUAUCAAGUGAAGGCAGUGGAGCCUGCUCAUAAUCUAGCGGAUCCUGGGUCGUCUCAGUCCCAUCUGCACAAGGCCCCAUUUUGGGGAUUUUCACAGGCUAAGGUAAAGGGACUCCUGACCAUUAGGUCCAGUCGUGACCGACUCUGGGGUUGCAGCGCUCAUCUCGCUCUAUAGGCCGAGGGAGCCGGCGUACAGCUUCCGGGUCAUGUGGCCAGCAUGACUAAGCCGCUUCUGGCAAACCAGAGCAGCUCACGGAAAUGCCAUUUACCUUCCCGCCGGAGCGGUACCUAUUUAUCUACUUGCACUUUGACGUGCUUUCAAACUGCUAGGUUGGCUGGAGCAGGGACCAAGCAACGGGAGCUCACCCCGUCGCGGGGAUUCGAACCGCUGACCUUCUGAUCGGCAAGUCCUAGGCUCUGUGGUUUAACCCACAGCGCCACCUGCAUCCCUACUGCUGGCAAUCUACCUCCACUUCCAGCCCCGCCCAAACAGGAUUUAGAUUGUGGCCUUAAUCCUUUUACAAUUGUCAUUUAGUCAUAUGGAGUUCAAUCAGCUUCUGAAACAUUUCAUGUUGGUUGGGACCACUACAUUUAUAGUACUGUAUUUAUUGAGGACACAAUGACUUGAAUUAUGCUAUAUGCUCAAACUUUGUCCUUGCUUUCUUCAGUCAGCAUUCAUGACUGGCCGGGAGUACAUCAUUGAUGGAGGCUGGAGCAUGUGACCUGGUACCUGGAGAUUUCUGUUUGCAAAUGCUGAACGCCAGAACUCGCAACGGUUUUAAUGCCUAAAAUGAACAAUUUAAUCAACCGUCUAAUAGGUGCUAAUCCAGUCUUUCUCUACGCAAUGGAUUUGUUUUACAUUUUGUUUCUCGUUUAUCAUGACAUCUUCACUCCAGCUAUUGUGUCCACGUCAGUCAGAUGCAUGUAAUCCUAAAUUGCUAGGUGUGUGCACUCAUGCAUGCACAUAGUGGGAUGGGGGAGGAUCCAGAAGAGUGAGGUCAGAGGCAAAUAAGGAGCAUAAAGAACAAACGCUGCCAACUGCAUAAAGCAAAAAGUGUUAGUGAUGGCAACAGAAGCAUCCUGGCAUUAAUAAAAUGAUUAAUACAAGAGAUGGAAUCAAAAACUCUGAUCUCACUUCUAAGUCAUAGAAUUUGAUUUCCGAAUCUAUUGUAAUUCAACAUUUUUAUGCUGGAGCGUCCUUUGAUGAACUAUGUGGCCCUUUCAGUUCCACAAUUACGUGGUGUGCCUUUGUUCCAGAAUAGCUACAUGCUAUUACAAGUGCCUAAUAAAGUUAAUUCCACUACCAGUUAAAUGUAGUUCUUUUCAGUUCCAUGCAUGUGCGGGUACAACCCUGCUUCCUCUUGUAGAACACGGAGAGCCAUCGGAAUUAAGGAAGGCUGUGGAAAGUGAUGGCUAAAAACAGGCUUUUAAUAAUUGCUGGUUGGAAAUAAAAAGGAAGGCUUAAGCUGCU
Molecule: messenger RNA, 13231 nt
Organism: Podarcis lilfordi (Lilford's wall lizard)
Lineage: Eukaryota; Metazoa; Chordata; Lepidosauria; Squamata; Lacertidae
Source: the annotation of a GenBank genome assembly